Pisolithus orientalis is the source of this 1310-nucleotide messenger RNA. RefSeq lists its product as uncharacterized. The transcript is spliced from 8 exons. The record is from RefSeq and is a predicted model, not a curated record. Gene Ontology annotation, biological process: lipoate biosynthetic process. Bases 43 to 1203 code for a protein of 386 amino acids. Gene Ontology annotation, molecular function: lipoate synthase activity; 4 iron, 4 sulfur cluster binding. Lineage: Eukaryota; Fungi; Basidiomycota; Agaricomycetes; Boletales; Pisolithaceae. Gene Ontology annotation, cellular component: mitochondrion.
GAGACACACUUGGCCUUGCAUCCACGUCCCAGUCAGGUCCCAAUGGCCAGCACCUCACUCCUGAAGUUUUUGUUAUAUCCUCGUCCUCUUCGCUGCGUUCGAGGUCAUGUGCGAUAUUUGGCUAUGCCAUCCAGCAUGAGCACCAAGAAUUCCAAGACCAACUUUUCCCGAGUCCUUGCGGAUGGACCAUCAUUAGAUGACUUCAUCUCCCAGGAUCCCGUAGAAAAGGUGGUUCUCGGAAACACAAAGGGGCCACGCCUUCCGGACUUCUUGAAGACCAAAAUACCAUCUGGGGCUUCGUACAAUAGAAUUAAGAAUGAUCUCAGGGGCUUAAACCUGCACACUGUUUGCGAGGAGGCACGCUGUCCAAAUAUUGGGGACUGUUGGGGUGGAAAGGAGGGCGCGUCGGAGGAAGACGGCCGGCGCGCUGCAACCGCGACAAUCAUGCUCAUGGGGGAUACGUGCACCCGAGGUUGCCGAUUCUGCUCCGUGAAAACUUCUCGCGCGCCUCCCCCGUUGGAUCCUCACGAACCUGAGCACACUGCAGAAGCCAUAAGUCGCUGGGGUCUUGGCUACAUCGUCCUCACAAGCGUGGAUAGGGAUGAUCUCGUUGACGGUGGCGCGCACCAUUUCGCCGAAACCAUUAUGAAGCUCAAGCAAAAGGCUCCCCAAAUUCUAGUGGAAGCUCUGACGGGUGACUUUGGAGGGUCAUUAGAAUGCGUUUCCGUUGUCGCAAAAUCCGGGCUAGAUAUUUAUGCGCACAACAUCGAAACGGUUGAAGCAUUGACGCCAUUUGUUCGGGAUCGACGCGCGACUUUCCGCCAAAGUUUGAGCGUGCUUGAACACGCUAAGAAGGACGGUGUUAUGCUCGGUGUAGGCGAGAAUGAGGAACAAGUUAUGGAUGCUUUGAGAGAGCUACGAAAGGUUGACGUAGACGUCGUAACCUUCGGGCAGUACAUGCGCCCAACGAAACGCCAUAUGAAAGUAGAUCGCUACGUGGAGCCGGCGGAGUUUGCCAGGUGGAAACAGAUCGCCGAAGACAUGAACUUCUUAUAUGUGGCCAGCGGUCCAUUGGUUAGAAGUAGUUACAAGGCAGGAGAGUACUUCAUAGAGAACGUGCUCAAGGGAAAAGCCUCAGAAAAGCGGACGAAGAAGCUGCUUGGUCAGGAUACGACCACUGUUGAGGGGAAUAUGCCGUCGUAAAAUUCAUUGUGCAUACAGACCUUGUCCGUUAUAUUCUCGCACCAAAUAUUCUAAUAAGCAAUUGAUUGAGCGCAAUGUGUAUUACAUAAUGGAGCUGUGUUGACCCC